Angiostrongylus costaricensis is the source of this 999-nucleotide messenger RNA. NCBI's taxonomy places the organism in Eukaryota, Metazoa, Nematoda, Chromadorea, Rhabditida, Metastrongylidae. The record is from the annotation of a GenBank genome assembly.
AUGAAACGGAGAGCUUGUAACACACCAUUCCCACCUAAGGAAGCAUCCACACUGGCUACGAAACUAUCGAAAAAGGUGAUCGAGGCAGUGUCGAGAUUUCUAGCCGCAGUUGUGUUCUGCUACCCGAACACAAGGUCCCAUACGUCUACAAUUUGCAAACGACUCGAGGAUUUGCCAAACGAGAUUUUGUUGAAAAUCCUCACUUACUGUGACUUCACUUCAAAGAUGAAUACGCGUGUCCUGAACUACCGAUUCUACUGUCUUAUCGAGAAAGGCGCACAUACCUUGCCUCGUCGGAAUUUGGUGGGAGGUGUCGAAAUCAGGCGCGGUAGCUCUGAUCAACGCAAGGAUAUAGAUGCAGCUGUUCCGGCUCCAGUUGCAUAUCCGGGCUUCCUGCUGAUGCUAAGUCGUCCUCUAAAACACCUGGAUAUAUUGGUCCCAGCUACUCGGGUCACAAACAUAAUGAGGCUUCUUUGCGGUGUUUCCCUGGAUGAGGUGCUGGCUUCGAAUAUUCUGGACGCGUCGUUCAGGACCGUUAGCGAUGUGAUUAUUGAUCAUGUCGGUGCUGUCACAGCUGAGACGCUUAGCAAACUGGUUCGCAAAAUCCAUCGUACGUUUGAUGAUUCUGCGCUGGUACGUCUCGUUGUAUCAGAUCAAGCUGUUCGUCGAGCAGUCCGCCUUCCUGUCUGUGCGAUCACUCACCACGGCAUAAGUCAUGCAGCACAGGCUUUCUACAAACGGUGUUGCGAUGUGAUGGAUGAAUUGACUGCCGAAAUGCAUGAGCCGCAGUGGGAAAUUUCCGUCUCCUUUCCUCAUUCCAUCAUGAUUGACCGAAAUCUGAUCAAAGUUCCUAUUGGAAUGCGCGGUCAGUGCAUGAUUUGGGAGUUUCUGCCACACUACGGUAACGGCUUUACCGUUGAGGUGUGUCCACUGAUUUACGAAACAUUUGAGGUACGAGUUGGUGGAAUGAAUCUCAGAAUUGUCGUAGAGUCAUCGUAA